UAUCCAGUAUCGAACUCUGCAUUGCAAGUUAUAAACGUACUCGGGGGUUUGUUGUUCGCUUGCUCGGUGUGUUGUAUGUGUUUAUAUUGGUUUUUUGUGUAAAAACUUCUAAAUUUUCACAAUGAGUGCAGAGGAAGAAGUACUGCGGAUUCAGAAAAAAUUAAACAAGAUGUCGAGCGGCGACGGGACGGGGCAAGAACAAGCAUUAGAAUUACUUAAAAUAUUGCAAAAGUUGCCUGUUGAUUUAGAACUUUUGACCAAGACGCGUAUUGGGAUGACAGUGAAUGCAUUGAGAAAAUCAAGCAGAGAUGAAGAAGUUAUAUCACUAUCCAAAACUCUUAUUAAAAAUUGGAAGAAAUUCUUAUCUGGGUCCAAUAAAGAAAAGGAUUCUACUUCUUCAAGUAGUUCUAAGAAAAAAGAUGAUAAAUCAGAGAAAAACAAAGAUGAUGGAGAUCAAAAGAAAGAUAAAGAUAAUGCAGAUGGAAGUGAUGUUAAAAUGAAAGAAGAAAAGCCUCAUAAAGAUAUUCAAAGAAAACAGUCUACGUUCCCUGCUCCUACCACAACAGAUGCUGUAAGACUUAAAUGCAGAGAGCUUCUAGUUUCAGCUUUAAGAGUAGAUGGAAGUACAAUUGACGGCUGUGCUAGUCCAGAAGAAUUGGCAGAAGAAUUGGAGGAAGCAAUUUAUGCAGAAUUCAAAAAUACUGAUAACAGAUAUAAAAACAGGGUACGAAGCAGAGUAGCUAAUUUACGUGAUGCAAAGAAUCCUAAUCUUCGAACUAAUUUUAUUGCUGGUGCUAUAACACCUGCUAGACUUGCUGUUAUGACUGCAGAAGAAAUGGCAAGCGACGAAAUAAAACAGUUAAGAGAACAAUUUAAAAAGGAGGCAAUUAAUGAUGCACAACUUGCUACAGUGCAAGGAACAAAAACUGAUCUAUUAAAAUGUGGAAAAUGUAAAAAACGCAAUUGCACUUACAAUCAAGUGCAAACGCGUUCAGCUGAUGAACCUAUGACUACUUUCGUGUUAUGCAACGAAUGCGGAAACCGAUGGAAGUUUUGCUAAAUAUUGAGUGCUAAAUAUCUGAUUGCAAUG
This is a messenger RNA of Habropoda laboriosa, 1090 nucleotides long. RefSeq names its product transcription elongation factor S-II (gene TfIIS). The record is from RefSeq and is a predicted model, not a curated record. Gene Ontology annotation, molecular function: zinc ion binding; nucleic acid binding. Gene Ontology annotation, cellular component: nucleus. Bases 122 to 1060 code for a protein of 312 amino acids. The transcript is spliced from 4 exons. Gene Ontology annotation, biological process: DNA-templated transcription; transcription elongation by RNA polymerase II. Lineage: Eukaryota; Metazoa; Arthropoda; Insecta; Hymenoptera; Apidae.